UUAACUACACUUACAAUUGAGAUGGUCAAAUCGUUGUGUUGUCUGCGUUUGAUCGCGCUAAUGCUUUGGUGGUUUUCCUGUCCGCAAAUUAUAACUGCCGUUUCAAUGCAAACGUGUACUAUCCGGAUGAGAAUGACAAAUAACAUGAUUUCCAGUAUUAACGAAGAUGAACAGUGUGCUUGGUUUCAAAAAGUAUUCGAACAAUUGAACCAGCAUAGAUUUUUACACGACCAAUUUGAAAGACUCCUGUUUCCAAGAAAAUUCGUAGAACACAAUUACCUCGAAAACACAUUCGUAGUAUGCAAUUUCAACGAAAACACUGCACGCGACUAUCUAAGCGAUAGAUCCAAAUAUUUUUGUAAAGAAAAUAUCGACAGGUCACUUUUUGAAGUAGAAAUUUCCAAAUUGAUUUGUACUAAUACAGAUGUGCGGCUGAUAGACCACCUGGACGUAAGUCCGCCAAACGUGCUAUACGAUUACGAAUUCGAAAGACAGAGAAGAAGACAAUUGCUGAUACCGAUUUUUCGUCGGCUGUUGUAUCUGUCCAAAGCCACCGUAUACAUGUGCACCGAUCAAUUCGACAUCAAGUGCAGAUUAUUGGCUUUUAUACAUCGGAUUAACGACGACGAUAUUAGCUAUCAAACUGUGCAUUGCCGAGGUGAGAACAACUACUGUAUGAUCGAAUCGUCGUACCAUAGUCAUCCGGGGUUGAAGAAGACACACACGUUUUGCGAUAAUCUUAUCAGCGACCCGACCGCAGCCAGUUUGCCAAUACUUAAAUUGAACGCCGACGGUCGGUUCGAACUGUGGGAAGACUAUGAACGGUGGAUUUUUGGACAAUGAUAAACCGACAAGGUUAUUUUUUUAUUCCAACAGUCGUUGACGUUAUAAACAAUAAAAUGAAACGUUAAAAAAUAAACAAAUCAAUGAAAAUUAAAUACAUUAUUAUUCGUUUGUACAAACCAAUCAGAGUUCAUUCGCUGCGCAUACAUGCUAAAGUUAGAAAUAUUAUGAAUUGGCAAAAUAUGUUAUCCUUGUCCCACGAAGAUUUAACAAAUGAAUAUAAACUAGGUAUUGUUCUCUAGUGAAUAUUGUAAAGAUUUGCUUUUUUUAAAAAUAAUUUAUAUAAAUUUGGACCAUAAACACCACGUUUUUUAUUGCAAAUAUUCGCUAGAACAAAAGUUUUAUUCAUUUGUCAAGUCUUUGUGGGCCACCUGUAUAAGUACUAUAAUAGCUUUAGUAUGGUUUUCUUGAUAGUGUUGAUAGUCGGUCCAAGGGUUUUUUUUUUUUGACAUCAAGUACCGUACUUG
This is a messenger RNA of Adelges cooleyi (spruce gall adelgid), 1310 nucleotides long. RefSeq lists its product as uncharacterized. The transcript has 12 exons. NCBI's taxonomy places the organism in Eukaryota, Metazoa, Arthropoda, Insecta, Hemiptera, Adelgidae. Bases 22 to 843 code for a protein of 273 amino acids. The record is from RefSeq and is a predicted model, not a curated record.